Molecule: messenger RNA, 3939 nt
Organism: Theileria annulata
Lineage: Eukaryota; Apicomplexa; Aconoidasida; Piroplasmida; Theileriidae
Product: importin (karyopherin) beta, putative
Exons: 10
Coding region: 1-3939 (1312 amino acids)
Biological process (GO): protein import into nucleus
Cellular component (GO): cytoplasm; nucleus
Molecular function (GO): nuclear import signal receptor activity
Source: RefSeq, a predicted model, not a curated record
AUGAGUGAGAACAUGAACAGUGAGGUGUUCGUAGCCCUCUUGGAGGCGCUAUCGUCAAGCGAUAAUUCGUUACGUUCAGAUGCAGAUGCCAAGAUUACAACUUUGAAGAAUCAUGACCUAAACGGCAUUCUAAGACUAACACUGAACGUAAUGUUAACGGAACCGAAAGAUGAAAGAAGGCUCCAAUCAGUGGUGUUGAUACGUAUUCUAUUAGAUGUGUCACGCUCAGGAGAUGCACCUCAUAAUACAUGGCAGUUAGUCUCAAACGACGUUAAAUCGCUGUUGAAGUCCUCGUUGUUAAAAUCAAUAGAAUCGGAGACACACCAGUCAAUUCGCCGUAAUGUUUGUGAUACAAUUGCGGAUCUAGUGUCAAGGUCCAUGUCACCAGGAGAAUGGCCUGAAUUAUCAUCCAUUACAAUCAGAUUAAUACAGAAUGAUAAUCCUCUGUACCGAAAAUCUGGUUUAAAAUUGUUGGGGGAGUGUUUUUCAUAUUUUGCUGAAGAUCUGGUUAGCAAAUCAAAAGAAGUUGCAGCUUUAAUAAAGACAAGUUUAAUGAGCGUGGAUACUGGAGUAAGAACUGAAGCUAUUUGUGUAGUAGGUGUAGCUGUAGAUUACGAAGAGGUUGGAGUUUCCAGUCAUCUUCGGGACACAGCACCACUUAUACUAGACUCACUCCGCAGAUUACUGGGCUGUACAGAACCAGGAGCUAGAGAUGAGUUAGAAAGUUCGUUAACAGGAGUGCUGAUGAUACUUGAGAAUAACGCUAAGUUUUUUAAGCCGCACAUUGAGUUAUUCUUCACAAGAAUGUUAGAGUUGGCAUUAGCUGAGGGGCCAGCAAGAGGGUUAGAUGGAGAGUUGAGAGCUCUGGCAUUAGAGUUGUUGUUGGUGUUGCCAGAGAAGAAGCCUCAGACAGCACUUUCAGUACCCAACUUCGGACUAAGGAUGGUCAAUUGUCUAAUGACAUGUAUGUUAGAUAUACAAGAUGAAAGUUAUGCUGAAUGGCUUGAAACAGGAAAUGAAGAUGAUACGCAUACGCUUUAUAGUGCAUCAGAAGAAGGGCUAGAUCGUCUGGGAAGAGCAUUAGAAUCCAUCGACAAUUGUCCAUUUAUGGAUUGGAUCCUAUCAACAGCAUCACAAUACCUACAAACACCCCAAUGGCAGUAUAAAUUUGUAGCCAUAAUGGCGAUUUCACAAACUGUAGAAUUUCUAACUGAUGAUCAAAUUGAUAGAUUAUCCUCAAUCAUCAGCAUAAUGUUGGAGAAACUUACUGAUGGAGAUUAUAGGAUAAGAUUUGCUGUAUGUCAAACGAUAGGUCAAAUAGCACUAGACCAUCAACCAUAUGUUCAACUUAAUUUCCAUGAAGAAGUGUUACCACCAUUGAUAAAGGCGUUUGAGGAUCCAAGCCCCAGAGUACAAUCUCACGCAUUAUCGGCCUUUAUUAACUUUGCAGAGGAGGUACAAAAGGAUCAUUUGCUCCCAUAUUCAGACGUAGUGGUGCAGAGAUUACUGGCGAAAAUAAGCGCAAACACUAGCCGCUCAGUUACAGAACAGGCAGUAACAUCAUUGGCAGUCACUGCAGGAGUGCUUGAAGAGCACUUCAUCAAAUAUUACAACACGAUCAUCCCACUAAUGAAAGAAAUAAUAACAAAAUGUAUUACCACAGAAGAGAGAACAUGUAGAGGCAAAGCUAUCGAAUGUAUUUCAAUCAUAGGAAUGUCAAUAGGAAAGGAUGUAUUUAGAAAUGAUGGAAUUGAGUGCAUGAACGCAUUGAUUCAGAUUAUGGAACAACCGAGUGAGAGUGAUGACCCAGUUCGAGAAUACAUUAACGAGGCGUUGGGGAGACUAUGUACAGCACUUGGGAACAACUUUGUGCCAUUUUUGCCAAAAAUCGUUCCAUUACUCUUGGGAGAAUUGACUAAAUCAUCAAAAUCUGUUGGAGAUCAGGAUGUGACCUUGAUGAUGGGAUUGGAUGGAGGUGCAGGUUUGAGAACAUCAUUGGUAGAUGAGCUGGAACAGACCCUGAGUUUGAUCGCGAUAAUCGUGGACGAGUUGAAGGAGUUGUACGAAGAUUAUAUCCCGUCAACUGCGCAGGCGGUUUUGCCUUUACUGACAUGCGUAUUAACAGCAGAGUUGAAGCAGAAGGCGUUGUCAGCAAUGGCAAACAUGAUUGAGGCCAAGAGAAUUGCAAUAGAGAAACGAAACAGCGGUAAGGAAAUGUUGCUGGAGUUGUUGCUCAACAUAAUGAACGCAGUUCUAACGGAUCUUGAAAAGUCACGAGAACUAGACUCCGAGUACGCAGUGCCAGUGGAUAUUCUCUCAGUGUCAGCAAACGGACUCUACAGAUGCCUUGACUGCGCAGGGCCGGGUAUUCUUAACCAAAACGUACUUAACCUCCUGACAACCAAACUGUUGCUGAUCACUGAAAAAUCGUCCAAGAUCAAGGCAAUUUACCGCAAAUGUAGAGCAAGCAAGGACUUGGAUCCGGACGAAAUCCUAGCCCUGGAAGAAGAUGAGGAAGCAGAGCAGACAUUCAGGUCAUCGUUACUUGACAUUUUCGGAGUAGUGAUGAAACAUCAUCCAGAUGAAUUCAUGAAAACAUGUCAUCCGCAAUGCCUUCAAUUUGUGUGUAUGAACUUGGAGAAGAAUGUUCCAGAUGAUGUGGCGAUUGCACUCUACUUUUGCGGGGACAUGAUUGAGUUUCUGCAGUCACGAGUGGUUUCGUUUUGGGACAAGUUUUUACCUCAUGUGCUAAAUAACAUCGAAAGUAAAAAUGCAAGUGUGCGUCAGUACGCGUGUUAUGGCGUUAGCAGGCUCUCCAAGUUGCCAGAGUUUGCCCAUUUGGCAAAUGAAUCAGCAAUUAAGAUUAGUUCAGCACUUAAAAUGAGAUUUCCCUCCUCACAAAAGGAUCAACAAAACGCAACUGACAACGCAGUUGCUGCACUCGGAGACUUGAUCAGAUACCAAGGAAACAACCUCGCAGAUGCCAACAACUACCUCACACUCUGGCUCAAGAACCUACCACUCAAACAAGAUGAAACUGAAGGGAAAAGAGUACACAAAGAACUCAUGGAACUAGUCCUCUCAAAUAACCAGACGAUACUUGGAGCCGAUAAUAGUAAUCUUGGCCAAUUGGCGAAGAUCUUCAUAUCAAUUUACGAAACUGAUUUCUCAACUGAAGAACUCAACACGCUGAUUUUGCACCUCAUGAAACACCUGGGACAGGAUUUCCUCAAACAACUCAGCCCAACUCUGUCGAAAAGACUACAAAUGCAGUUGAAAGUUAUCGCAAAAUCCCUAAGGAUUGAAAAAAUUAAUGGAAGGAAUAAAUUCGGGUUAAUUGUACCAUUGGAAGCCAAAAAUACACACUGUGAAAAUGGACCUAAAUUUUACAAAGAAAGGCCGAAAAUGGCCUUUGAUACCCUAACUCUAAAGUAUAGGAUUAGGAAGUUUAUUUUGACUAAGAAAAUCUGGUUUGGAUCUCUGAUUAUAAAAUAUUAUUUUAAAGCUAAAAUGUGGAGAAUCUAUUCGAGACUUAAAAGUCUGCUUAAAUGGGCCAAAAAAUCCAAAGAAAACGAAGAAUCGCCACAUUAUCCGCUGGUUGGAAACAAGUGGGUCCUGGAGUUUAGCAAAAACCCGAAAUGCUCAAAGAUAUCUGGUCUGAAGGAAUAUUUAAAAUUCUCAGAUGAUGGGACUGUUACAACGGUCUCAGGAUUAACAGGGAACUGGUGGGAAGAAAUGGGACACUUGAUGUGGAAAUUUCAGCUGGAAAAUGGAAAAAACGAAUUUGUGUAUUUUAAAGCAGAAUUUAUGCUUGAUCGGAAAAAUAACAAGCCAUUCAUGAGUAAUGGAGUGGUUUUCAGAGAUAGACCAGAAAGUAGCUUUCUUCCGAAGUGUUUAUUCAGACCUGUGCUUUGUAAAUUUGAAGGAUACUGCGUAUAA